AAAAUUAGGUACGCUACCUCAUCAACCAUAACCCUUUUCCUUGGUAGGGUUCAUUCCCUUUCCCAAUCUCUCACAAAUCCCAACGCGUUCUUCCAUUCUCCGAUCCUUCCUUCAAUCUCUGCCAUGAGCUUCGUAUAGCUCAGACGGUGGUGCUCUGCUCUGAGCAAUUCCACACACCACAGACGCUGUUGCUUCUCAAUCCUUCUUCUGUUCUCGAUCGCUUUCUGUCAUCAUUUGACCUUCUUUCAUGGAUGGGUUUGGUGUUGGGGGUGUUCCCAACACACAAGAUCUUAAGCAACCGGAACAUGUUAGCAAAGAAGGUGCAGUAUUUGAUUCAUCGCAAUAUGCAUUCUUUGGUAAAGAUACUGCUGAGGAAUUUGAGUUGGGGGGAUUAGAAGAGGAAGAUGACAACUUGCCUGCUGUUGGGUUCAAUGAGGAGGAGUUUUUCCUCAAUACUGAAGAGGCGGAUGAUGUUAGAUCUCUUUCUGAUAUUGAUGAUCUCACCACCACAUUUUUAAAGCUGAACAAAGUUGUUAGUGGGCCAAGAAGCGCCGGAGUCAUUGGUGAUCGAGGAUCGAGAGAAAAUUCUUCUGCUUCUGAAUGGUCACAAAGGGAUGAUAUUCCUUACUGGGCUGACCAGCACACUUAUGACAGUGAAUGUUCUCAGGAUGGAAAAAGAUGGUCGUCGCAUCCCCAUUCUUCACUCUCUCAUCUACAAGAAUCAAAGCCCUUGUACAGAACAUCUUCAUAUCCUGAGCAGCAACGGCAGCAGCAGCACCACCUUCAACAUUGCUCUAGUGAACCUUUUUCUAACUGGUUUGAUCAGCACUUUUAUGAUAAUGAAACUGCCGAGGAUGGGAAGAGAUGGUCAUCACACCCACAUCCCUCCAUUGCACACUUACAAGAAUCAAAGCCCUUGUACAGGACAUCUUCAUAUCCUGAACAGCAACAGGAGCUUCCUCGUUUUAAUAGUGAACCAAUUUUGGCACCAAAAUCUGCAUUUACUUCUUAUCCUCCCCCUGGCGGUAGGUCCCAACAGUCUUCUCCACAUCACAGUACAGGCCACUUGAACAUUCCUUAUCAUGACGGGGGAGCUCAGAUGGCAUUAUUGUCACAAAACCGUUCUCAUUUCUUCAAUUCUGCACUACAGUCGAGUGGAUCAAAACAUGAGUCACAUUUUAGUGGAAAUUUGCGCCAAUUAAGUGCUGGCUCCCCUCUUAAUCAUCAAAUCCAGAAUCCAUGGGUCAACCAUACAGCACUAUAUCCUGGAGAUCAUCCAAACCUCCUGAAUAAUAUGCUGCAGCAACAGUUACGCCAUCAUGAUGGAUCAGUGUCUUCUCACCUACUGACUCAAUUGCAGCAACAGCCACAUAGACUGCAUCAUCCUAUUCAGCAAUCAGCGGGCUACAUGUCAGGUUUCCAGUCCCAUUUAUUUAAUCCCCAUCUUUCUUCUGGGUCGUCCAUAGUUAACAAAUAUGAACAUAUGCUUGGUCUGGGUGAUUUUAGAGAGCAUAGACCAAAAUCAACUCAUAAAGGUAGACAGAGUCAUCGUUUCUCCCAUCAUGGUUCUGAUGCCAGUAGCCAGAAGAGCGAUAGUGGUUCACUACAGUUUAGAUCCAAGUAUAUGACUAGUGAUGAAAUUGAGAGUAUUCUUAAAAUGCAGCUUGCAGUAACUCAUUGUAAUAACCCCUAUGUAGAUGACUAUUAUCACCAAGCAUGUCUCGCGAAAAAAACUGGGUCCAAGUUGAAGCAUUCGUUUUGCCCUACCCAAAUAAAGGAUCUUUCUUCACGAGCCCGUACCAAUAGUGAGCCGCAUGGUUUUCUCCAGGUUGAUGCUUUAGGGAGGGUUUCAUUCUUGGGUAUUCGUCAGCCUCGCCCUCUUCUUGAAGUUGAUCCUCCUCCAAACUCUUCUACCAGUGCUGGAAGCUCUGAGCGAAAUAUUUCAGAGAAGCCCCUUGAAAAGGAGCCUUUGUUUGCAGCCAGGGUCACCAUUGAGGAUGGUCUCUGUCUUCUUCUUGAUGUAGAUGAUAUUGAUCGUUUUCUACAGUCUAAUCAGUUACAAGAUGGCGGAACUCAAUUAAGACGGAGACGGAAGGUCCUUUUAGAAGGGCUAGCUGCAUCACUUCAACUCGUUGACCCACUAGGAAAGAAUGGACAGAAAGUUGGGCUUGCUGCUAAGGAUGACCUUGUUUUCUUAAGAUUAGUAUCCCUUCCCAAGGGACGAAAGCUCAUAGCAAAGUGUCUUCGGUUGCUUGUUCCUGGUAGUGAGUUCAUGCGGAUAGUCUGCAUGGCUAUAUUUCGUCAUUUAAGAUUCUUAUUUGGAGGUCUCCCCUCUGAUCCUGCAGCUGCAGAGACUACCAGUGACCUUGCUAAGGUUGUUUGUCGAUGUGUCCAAGGAAUGGAUCUCGGUGCUCUUAGUGCGUGUCUUGCAGCAGUGGUCUGUUCCUCAGAGCAGCCUCCUCUACGCCCCCUCGGAAACACUGCUGGGGAUGGUGCUUCUCUUAUUUUAGUAUCUGUUCUUGAGAGAGCUACUGAACUUUUAACUGAUCCUCAUGCUGCUGCUAGCAACUAUAAUAUAGGUAAUCGUUCAUUUUGGCAGGCCUCAUUUGAUGAAUUUUUUGGCCUUCUCACGAAGUAUUGCAUGAAUAAAUACCAUAGCAUCAUGCAAUCGCUGGUUACACAAGGGGCACCAAAUGUGGCUGUAAUUGGAUCAGAUGCUGCUAAAGCAAUUAGUAAGGAAAUGCCUGUUGAACUCUUACGUGCAAGUCUUCCUCACACUGAUGACCACCAGAGGAAGUUGUUACUGGAUUUUGCUCAGCGCUCCGUGCCUGUGGUUGGACUGAGCAGCUAUGCCGGCAGCAGUAGCGGUCACGUGAACUCAGAGACAGUGCUAAGUUGAUGCAAUGAUAAUGGUUUUUGGGUUGAUGCUCACAUCAAAUGUACUACCUUCCCAUCUGUUAAGUACAUUUUAUAGCCGCAGACUGAAGUGGAAGUUGAAGUUGCAUCCAUGGCGAGGUUACUACCUCCUUUGUAUACCUAUCAAUGAUGCCAUAGCAUUGUGACAUAUUUUCAAUCAGGCUCUUCAUGUAUUGAUAUACUCAGCUUGAUCUAUUCCUCUUGUCUUACCUUUUUCUUAUGACAGGGAAGCUUAUUUUAUUGCUACUUGUGGUUGGUAGAAACACUAGUGGUUAAUUAGCAUGUACAUGUUUGGGCACAGAUUUGAUUCCCAUGUUUCUUUAUAUUAUUAUUAUAUAUACAAGGCGUGGGGUUGGGCUUUGUAGGGAA
This is a messenger RNA of Lotus japonicus, 3285 nucleotides long. RefSeq names its product protein PAT1 homolog. Gene Ontology annotation, molecular function: RNA binding. Gene Ontology annotation, biological process: deadenylation-dependent decapping of nuclear-transcribed mRNA; P-body assembly. The transcript has 5 exons. The record is from RefSeq and is a predicted model, not a curated record. NCBI's taxonomy places the organism in Eukaryota, Viridiplantae, Streptophyta, Magnoliopsida, Fabales, Fabaceae. Gene Ontology annotation, cellular component: P-body. The coding region runs from base 248 to 2899 and encodes 883 amino acids.